CGUGGCGAUCGUGAUGCGGCCGUGUUCGGCGAAGUGGUCGCAGUAGUGAUCGUGCCGAUAGUAGCGGUCGUAGUAGUGGUCGUACGCAGUUUGUAUUUUCGCGCGCGGCUUCAGGCCGUCGUCACGUGCGGCGGCGAGUGUGUCGGUCACGAGUUUGCUGAUAAGGCUGGAGAGCGAGCCCACCACCGAGAGAAGAGAGAGGUCAGUUGUGAGUGACCCUUCGACCGGGUUGUAGCGCUGCAGCCGCCCCAGUGGCACAGCGACACACAGAAGGACAACCAUCACUGUGCGGUCUCCCGUUUCCCGAGAGUCCCUGCAGACUGCCCUCGUCGGUGACCAUAGAGCCAGCACGAUGAUCGAGGAGACGACCUGCGCCGCCGCCGCGGCCAAGGCCCCCGCCGGCGGCAAGCUCGAGGUCCGCCGGGGCCCGGAGGCGACCCCUGACCCAGCACUCUCUCUCGGCAACGCGAUACUGCACUGGCUCCGCGAGCACCAGACCCGGACGGCGCUGAUCGACGCCCACCUCGGCACAUCCAUGUCGUUCCACGAGCUGCUGGUGCUGACGACGUACGCCGCCGAGGGCUACAAGGCCAUGGGGCUGGUCCCCGGGGACGUGGUGGCCGUCGUCUCCAGGAACUACCACCAGCAGGUCGCGGCUAUGCUGGGGGCUGUCUGCGCCGGCCUGCGCGUCGCCUACGUCGACCCUUCCGGGGACCUAGCCGAGAUGCGGCACUCGCUCGAGCUGGUGCGACCCAAGGCGGUGGUGUCCGAGCGCGACCGCCUGCGCACGGCGAUGGACGCCUACCCGGACGCCAGGCACGUCGUCCUGAGCGGCGAGCCCCCCGAGCAGGCCGUCGAGACGUUCCUCGGCGUGCUGCGGCUGGGCGAGGGCGCCGAGCCGCGCCCCGACCCGUGCACCUACCGCGCCGUGGACGUGGCCGGCCCGGGCCGGCAGGCGUCCUUGAUCCUGUACUCGUCGGGCUCGACGGGGCUGCCCAAGGCAGUCCUGGUGCCGGACAACCUGGGCGUCUUCUACUCGUCUGGUGAGACUGAGUCGACAGAGGCCGGGAGCGGCAGGUACUUGGCCUGCAUUCCCCCCACCGGGAUCAGCCCCUGGAGGGCGUUACUGUGGGGCCUGAAGGGCGGUGCAGCCAGGGUGUUCACAACCCUCUCGGACAGUCCCACCAUCUUGUCCGCCAUCGAAAGGUUCAAGGUCAGAGGCAUGGGCACUGUCCCCUCCGUGGUCCGGGAGCUAUUGAUUUACAAGGAAAAAUGCAAACACCGCUACGACCUCAGCUCGCUCGAAGUGCUCCACAUUUUCGGAUCCGCUUGUGACGCCGAGCUACACGCCGCUCUGGAGCGUCACCUCCACUGCAGGGUUCUCCAGAAGUACGGCUGUACAGAAACCUCACGCGUGUUCAUGUGGUCCGCCUCCAAACCAUCCCCGCCCGGAGCGCUCGGCACCCUGGGGGCCGGCGUCGAGCUCAGGCUGGUGGACGUCGACACGGGCGAGGACGUCCCGGCCGCGGUCAAGCACGCCGUCGGCGAGGUGCGCGUCCGCUCCAAGACCGUCAUGCUCGGCUACCUCGGCAACCCCGCGGAGACGGCGAGGGCCUUCGACGAGCACGGCUUCUACAAGACGGGCGACCUGGUCUACGAGGACGCCGACGGCCACUACUUCUUUGUAGAGCGCUCCGUCGAGAUGCUGACAUACAAAGGGACGAAGGUUUCGCCCUCCGAGGUGGAGGCCGUGCUGCUGCAGCACCCGGGCGUCAGGGAGGCGUGCGUCCUGGGCCGCAGGGUCGGCGAGGGCGUGUCCUGCGACGACCUCCCCGCCGCCUUCGUGUCGCGCGCGGACGGCGCGGCCGGGGAGGACGUGACCGAGGGCGCGCUGCGGGCCGCGGUGGCCGAGCGCCUGUCCGACGCCCACCGUCUGCGCGGCGGCGUCUACUUCCUGGACAGCCUGCCGAGGGCCGGCAUGAGCAGGAAGGUCGCGCGCUCCAAGCUCAAGGAGAUGCUGCGGAACUUGGACUGAGAGAAACGGAAAGAGCAGGGAGAUAGCACAGCAGUGACAUGUGUAUUAAGUCAUAAUAAAGUGAUUUUUUUAAAUUACACAAUACACAUAAGUGCCGUGAAACGUCCAACCGAGGUGACCUUCGUCUUUGACAACAUUCUGGAAAUGUUUCUCUACUGUUGUUUUCUCGCCCCUAGUCGCAUGGAGAGUUCUGACCCCACCCUGUCCCUCAACAACAACAAC
Molecule: messenger RNA, 2257 nt
Organism: Frankliniella occidentalis (western flower thrips)
Lineage: Eukaryota; Metazoa; Arthropoda; Insecta; Thysanoptera; Thripidae
Exons: 9
Coding region: 353-2035 (560 amino acids)
Biological process (GO): long-chain fatty acid metabolic process; fatty-acyl-CoA biosynthetic process
Molecular function (GO): long-chain fatty acid-CoA ligase activity
Source: RefSeq, a predicted model, not a curated record